Molecule: messenger RNA, 2913 nt
Organism: Knipowitschia caucasica
Lineage: Eukaryota; Metazoa; Chordata; Actinopteri; Gobiiformes; Gobiidae
Source: the annotation of a GenBank genome assembly
AUGACCUCAGCACCUCCCCAUCGCAGACCUGUCACACCUCUGCCCCCGGCCCUCACCCGUACCCUCACCCGCACCCGCACCCUCACCCCGGUCCUCACCCCGGCGCUCACUGAGUUUAGUCGUCGUCGUCGUCUCCUCCUAAACACCAGGAGAGAACGACCAGGACAGAUCCACUGGGACAGAACCACCAGGACAGAACCACCGGAACAGAUCCACCCGGGACAGAACCAACGGGACAGAAUCCCCGGGACAGAUCCACCAGGACAGAACUACCAGGACAGGUCCACCGGGAAUGAACCACCAGGACAGAACCACCAGGACAGAUCCACCAGGACAGAACUACCAGGACAGGUCCACCGGGAAUGUACCACCAGGACAGAACCACCAGGACAGAUCCACCAGGACAGAACUACCAGGACAGGUCCACCGGGAAUGUACCACCAGGACAGAACCACCGGGACAGAACCACAAGGACAGAACCACCGGGACAGAACCACCAGGACAGAACCACCAGGACAGAACCACCGGGACAGAUCCUCCGGGACAGAACCACCAGGACAGAACCACCAGGCCAGAUCCACCAGGACAGAACCACCAGGACAGAACCACCAGGACAGUUCCUCCGGGACAGAACCACCGGGACAGAACCACCGGGACAGAACCUCCGGGACAGAACCACCAGGACAGAACCACCGGGACAGAUCCACCGGGACAGAACCAACGGGACAGAAUCACCGGGACAGAUCCACCAGGACAGAACCACCAGGACAGAUCCACCAGGACAGAACUACCAGGACAGGUCCACCGGGAAUGUACCACCAGGACAGAACCACCGGGACAGAACCACAAGGACAGAACCACCGGGACAGAACCACCAGGACAGAUCCACCAGGACAGAACUACCAGGACAGGUCCACCGGGAAUGUACCACCAGGACAGAACCACCGGGACAGAACCACAAGGACAGAACCACAAGGACAGAACCACCGGGACAGAACCACCAGGACAGAACCACCGGGACAGAUCCUCCGGGACAGAACCACCAGGACAGAACCACCAGGCCAGAUCCACCAGGACAGAACCACCAGGAUAGAACCACCAGGACAGUUCCUCCGGGACAGAACCACCGGGACAGAACCACCGGGACAGAUCCUCCGGGACAGAACCACCAGGACAGAACCACCGGGACAAAUCCACCGGGACAGAACCAACGGGACAGAAUCACCGGGACAGAUCCACCAGGACAGAACUACCAGGACAGGUCCACCGGGAAUGAACCACCAGGACAGAACCACCAGGACAGAUCCACCAGGACAGAACUACCAGGACAGGUCCACCGGGAAUGUACCACCAGGACAGAACCACCGGGACAGAACCACAAGGACAGAACCACUGGGACAGAACCACCAGGACAGAACCACCGGGACAGAACCACCGGGACAGAACCACCGGGACAGAACCACCGGGACAGAACCACCGGGACAGAACCUCCGGGACAGAUCCACCGGGACAGAACCAACGGGACAGAAUCACCGGGACAGAUCCACCAGGACAGAACCACCAGGACAGAUCCACCAGGACAGAACUACCAGGACAGUUCCUCCGGGACAGAACCACCGGGACAGAACCACCGGGACAGAACCACCGGGACAGAACCACCGGGACAGAACCACCGGGACAGAACCACCGGGACAGAACCUCCGGGACAGAACCACCGGGACAGAACCACCGGGACAGAUCCACCGGGACAGAACCAACGGGACAGAAUCACCGGGACAGAUCCACCAGGACAGAACCACCAGGACAGAUCCACCAGGACAGAACUACCAGGACAGGUCCACCGGGAAUGUACCACCAGGACAGAACCACCGGGACAGAACCACAAGGACAGAACCACCGGGACAGAACCACCAGGACAGAACCACCAGGACAGAACCACCAGGACAGUUCCUCCGGGACAGAACCACCGGGACAGAACCACCAGGACAGUUCCUCCGGGACAGAACCACCGGGACAGAACCACCAGGCCAGAUCCACCAGGACAGAACCACCAGGACAGAACCACCAGGACAGUUCCUCCGGGACAGAACCACCGGGACAGAACCACCGGGACAGAACCACCGGGACAGACCCACCGGGACAGAACCUCCGGGACAGAACCACCGGGACAGAACCACCGGGACAGAUCCACCGGGACAGAACCAACGGGACAGAAUCACCGGGACAGAUCCACCAGGACAGAACCACCAGGACAGAUCCACCAGGACAGAACUACCAGGACAGGUCCACCGGGAAUGUACCACCAGGACAGAACCACCGGGACAGAACCACAAGGACAGAACCACCGGGACAGAACCACCAGGACAGAACCACCAGGACAGAACCACCGGGACAGAUCCUCCGGGACAGAACCACCAGGACAGAACCACCGGGCCAGAUCCACCAGGACAGAACCACCAGGACAGAACCACCAGGACAGUUCCUCCGGGACAGAACCACCGGGACAGAACCACCGGGACAGAACCACCGGGACAGAACCACCGGGACAGAACCUCCGGGACAGAACCACCAGGACAGAACCACCGGGACAGAUCCACCGGGACAGAACCAACGGGACAGAAUCACCGGGACAGAUCCACCAGAACAGAACCACCAGAACAGAUCCACCAGGACAGAACUACCAGGACAGGUCCACCGGGAAUGUACCACCAGGACAGAACCACCGGGACAGAACCACAAGGACAGAACCACCGGGACAGAACCACCAGGACAGAUCCACCAGGACAGAACUACCAGGACAGAACCACCGGGACAGAACCACCAGGACAGAACCACCGGGACAGAUCCUCCGGGACAGAACCACCAGGACAGAACCACCAGGCCAGAUCCACCAGGACAGAACCACCAGGAUAG